AUGUUGAUCUUUCUCUAAUUUCUGCACGUUUUUUCUCAGGAAAUUACCUGGACUAAUUACUCCUUUGCUUUCCCGUAAUUCAUUCCGUUAAUCGCUGAAAAAACCGUGUUUUCAAGAACAUUUGAAGAAUUUGGAUAGAUCUUAAACAUCUCAAUAGAAUACAACGGAGAAUUUGAUGAGCCUAUUUGCAAUUUCGAUUAUCAAUACAUGCUUUUUUAAAGAUAACCAGACACUUUGAUAGCUUUGGUAACAGAUCUGCAGUAAAUUGAUAUAGAUAGUUUGAAAACAGAAGAAAUUCAGUAAGGAUUUUCAGAUGAAUUAAUUUCAUUUGCAACAAUAGAUAGGAAUCUCAUUCUUUUGGAAAAAAACGGAACAAUCCAUCACUUAUACUAUAACGAUGGUCCCGCAUUGACAAAUUACACAGUCUAUUAAUUAUCAAUUAAUUAAGGAGUGAAUGAAUAUGCAUAAAUUUUGUCGGAUACCCAAUCCUUUUACUAUGUUGACAGUGACUAAUUUGUGAAGUUCAAUAUCAAUAAUGGUAGUUUGGAAGAAAUUAAAAUUCACAGUUGGAAUAAAGUCAAUGAUCAUUUUAAAAUAUUUGUGAGACAAGAGUAUGUUUACUUGAUCAAUGGUAUUUCUGGAAUGAGUAUUUAUAAAAUGCAAAAUAACAUCCUGUUGUUAGUCAAUAAAUUCAUGAUCCAAGACAUUUACUAAAGCCCUGGCUUUACUAAUCUGAAUUUGAUUGAUUACUCUAUAGACAAGGAAUUCUUAUAUCUAUUAGACCAUGAAAAUGGAGUCAAACGUUUUAACCUUACAUCUAUGCACAUAGAUAAGAACUUCUUUAUUAGUCAAAAGGGAUGUAAGGUCAUAUCCGUUUAAAAUAAUUAAAUCAUCCUAAUAUAAUAGAAUCAAUUAUUUUCAGAAAUUUAUGAAGGUAGAAUUUUCAAUGACAGUUGGGUUUUGAUAAGAAAGAAAACUGCUACUAAGUAAAUCUACAGGAAUAUCAAAUAAUUUGAUAAUUAUACUUUAUUAAUUAGCAAUCCAACAAACAAUAUGUAUCAGAAGAAUCUGAUUGAGAAUUUCAGUGAUCCUUAUCUUUAUAAUGGUGAUAACUUUUACUAAAUGGAGUUUUUGGGAUUGAUUGAAAUGGAUACAGACUUUGUGGUUGGAAUCUACAAAUAUGGUGUAGCUAUAUAUUACGUAUAGGAAAAAUCAGCCUAAAUUUCUUGUUAAGCUAGACUGAGUUAAUAAAAUAGAGUCACUAUUCGUCUGAAUAGUACUAAUUGCCUUAAUAAAAAUUAGUCAGACAUUUUUAAUUAUUGUCAAUGUAGACUUGACUAUGUGUUCGACGUUCAUGGAGUUCUGAUGUCGCCUUAUUAAGAAAAUCUCUACAUUUAUUUUUGUGUUGUAGCGUUUGCGAUAGUGGUGGCGCUCUUUGUGGCUAUAUUCUUAAUUAUUAGAAGGUAUCAAUUGAAGAAAGAGAAGAUAGAUCAUAUAAGAAAAAGUCGUAGGACUUUAUCAUAUUGA
Molecule: messenger RNA, 1527 nt
Organism: Paramecium tetraurelia
Lineage: Eukaryota; Ciliophora; Oligohymenophorea; Peniculida; Parameciidae
Exons: 5
Source: RefSeq, a predicted model, not a curated record